Molecule: messenger RNA, 4950 nt
Organism: Raphanus sativus (radish)
Lineage: Eukaryota; Viridiplantae; Streptophyta; Magnoliopsida; Brassicales; Brassicaceae
Product: SAC3 family protein B
Exons: 15
Coding region: 141-4616 (1491 amino acids)
Biological process (GO): mRNA export from nucleus
Cellular component (GO): nucleus; cytoplasm; transcription export complex 2
Source: RefSeq, a predicted model, not a curated record
UAUAUGUAGAACGUAAAUCAUCAUCGCCGGGAAGUCCCAACGGAGAAACAGAAACCUCGAUUUGGUCUAGUUUUCGACUUUAGCCGGCGACGAAUGUGAACGAAGCAGCUUCAAAAUAUCUCAAGGAAGUUUUUACAGAGAUGUCAUUUAGUCCUUUCGGAAAAGAUGUAGGACCGGCGAUGAGUUCCAAACCGUCGCCGUUCACAACGUUCGGAGCUUCUGAUCCUCCCAGGCCUACUUUAAAUCCUCAGUUUGGGCAUGAUGAAUCAAGGAACUUCCUGAAGGACCAUAGUGAACGUAGUCCAGCCACGUCUCCAGCUAGUACAUCACACACUCUUUCCAGAAGUGGAACUGAUGUUGUUGAGAUCGGUCGAUCACACGAUUCAAAAAGGAAAAGUCGUUCGGAUCUUCUUCCUGAUCGGAGUUUAGGGCUUUCUCGAAGAAACUAUUCGCCAGGAUCAGGUUUUGGGAAUGGCAGCUUGGUAGAUGAUUUCCAGCAGCCAUCUAGUCAAACUUGGAUACGCUCGCCAUCUUCCGCGGACAGUAAUCGGGUGAGGUCGAGGAUCAGUCCCAAACGGUUGGAACAAAGCCCAAGCUCUCCAUUUCCUUAUGCACAUGAAGCAGUUGAAAUUCAGGAAGCUACAAAAAGAAACUCUUCGGCUCUAGCACAUUCUCAUAAACCUCUUCAUGACAACCCUGUAUUUCCUCAACAUGAUUCUCGAAGGUCACCAACAAUUCCUCCUGCGUCAGGCACAAAGUCAUUUAUGCUUUCAAGAAGUUCAGAUUCCCAAUUUCCUGGGCAGCCAUCCUCUGUUAAUAAUUCUAAUAAUGCGGUGAAGACAAGUGGUUCACCUGCAACGAAAAGGACGAGAUCUCCACCUUUAUAUCCAGUGGAGGAGGAUAUCCAGGGAAACUCUUUUUCUUCUGUAAGCUGUACUGAAGGAGAAGAGCAAGCCAGGGCAAAGAGACUGGCCCGCUUCAAGGGUGAACUGGACCCUGUUCCAGCCCGACCUGUAAAUAGAACUGUGAAGCCUCUGGACAACAAACAAACAUUCAAUUCACAUGAAUCAAAUAGGGAUGAUCUGAAGGAAGAUGCUUUUUCUGAUUAUGAAACCUCGGAGCAGCCCUCUCUUAUCGUUGGAUUAUGCCCUGACAUGUGUCCUGAGUCAGAACGGGGGGAGCGUGAGAGGAAGGGUGACUUGGACCAUUAUGAGCGUGUAGAUGGAGAUAGGUAUCAGACGAGCAAAGCCCUUGCUGUGAAGAAAUAUACCAGGACGGCGGAGCGAGAAGCCAUUUUGAUACGACCCAUGCCAAUCCUGCAGAAUACUAUGGAAUAUUUGCUGAGUUUGCUAGACCGCCCUUACAAUGAAAACUUUCUUGGCAUGUAUAAUUUCUUAUGGGAUAGGAUGAGAGCUAUUCGAAUGGAUUUAAGAAUGCAGCAUAUUUUCAACCGAGAAGCUAUUACUUUACUGGAGCAAAUGAUAAGACUUCACAUCAUUGCAAUGCAUGAGUUAUGUGAAUUUACUAAAGGAGAGGGAUUCUCUGAGGGGUUUGAUGCACACCUGAAUAUUGAGCAGAUGAACAAGACAUCCGUUGAGUUGUUUCAAAUGUAUGAUGAUCACAGGAAGAGAGGAAUCGCCAUUCCCACAGAAAAAGAGUUCCGUGGCUAUUAUGCUCUUCUCAAACUCGACAAGCACCCUGGCUAUAAGGUUGAACCGUCUGAGCUUUCUCUUGAUCUUGCCAACAUGACUCCAGAAAUAAGGCAAACUUCAGAAGUUCUCUUUGCCCGCAGUGUAGCCAGAGGUUGUAGAACUGGCAACUUCAUUGCCUUCUUUCGCCUCGCACGGAAAGCAAGUUAUCUUCAAGCAUGUCUAAUGCAUGCUCACUUUUCGAAGCUAAGAACUCAGGCUCUUGCUUCCCUGCACGCGGGUAUCCAAAAUAAUCAGGGUAUUCCAGUUUCAGAUGUGUCAAAGUGGAUAGGGAUGGAGGAAGAGGACAUAGAAGCCCUGUUGGAGUACCAUGGGUUUUCAAUAAAAGAGUUUGAAGAGCCAUACAUGGUAAAGGAGGACCUGUUUCUCCAUGCUGAUAUGGACUACAAAACAAAAUGCUCAAAACUUGUUCACAUGAAAAAGUCAAGAACCAUUGUGGAAGAUGUGUAUGCUCUCUCGAUGGAGGAAGAUGUUUCUGCUCCCUCUCCGUUGUCAUCCUUGCCGAUAGAAGCAAAUAAAGGAUAUCAACAGGAAAGGCCGCCUGCUCAAAGUCUUAAGAAACAAACAUCAGUGCGUCUAGUUGAUAAAGAAAUGACCAAUUCCAAGACUUCCCUCUUAUUGGAGGAGGACCAGCCAGUGAGGAUAUCUGUUACAAAUCCAGUGCGGCCGUCUGAUGUAAAACCAGCAGUGGAUCAACAGAAAGGAAACCACUCUACGCCGGCUGGUGAAUUUCAUUCUCCCCUGAAUUUCUAUUCUCCUGGAUUUCCUCAAGCUAAUUCCUCGAAUUUGAAGAAACAACCUAACGACGGCCACACUAGUAUAUCUCCUGUGGAAAUUAAAUUUCCAUGUGCAGAGCAUAUGCAAACGAAUCUUGUGCCUGGACCUACUUUGCAACAAAGUCCAUUUUCAGGGCAUAUGCAAACGAAUCUUGUGCCUGGACCUACUUUGCAACAAAGUACAAAGUCCAUGCCUAUGGAGAGAGUGGCUGUAACUACCAUUUCAGAGUCUCCAAGGAGUGUAGAAAACAUAUCUGCUUUGGAAGAAGCAGUACCUGAAGCUGCGAUGACUGCUACCUUGGAAGAGAGCUUCCAUGGCACUGAACAGGAAGACGAGGAUGGACGUGAGGACAUCACAAAUCAGUAUGAUGAGGAAGUGGCGAAGGCCAAGCUCAAGUUGAUCAUAAGACUAUGGAAGCGGUGGUCUUCACGUCAAAGUGAAUUGCGGGAGCGUCAACAGUUAGCUGCAGCAGCUGCACUGAAUUCUCUAACCCUGGGCACUCCUAUCAGACUCAGCAAAACUCGUCAAUCGAAGACUUGUGGUGAGUUUGACAUUGAUCAAGCGAUGAAGAGGAGAUUUGAAGAACGUGAAAAAUCAUGGUCAAGGCUGAAUAUUUCAGAUGUGGUAGCUGAUAUAUUAGUCGAAAGGAAUCCAGAAUCCAAAUGCAUAUGGUGGAAGGUCAUCCUAUGUACUCAAUUAAAAUCAGUUAAGGCAUCAGGUCAGGAUACACAUGCAGAAGCCAGUCGAUGGUUAUCAUCAAAGCUUAUCCCUCACACAGAACAUAGUAUCUCGGAUGAUAAUCUGGUGUUUUCAGCUCCGGGUGUGUCGGUAUGGAAUAAACGGGUUGCAAGUGGGUCUGAUUCUGAUUUUAGAUGCUGUCUCUCAGUAGCUAGGGAUGUGGAAGCUGAUAAUGAUCUUCGUGAAAGCACACGUGGUGCAAGUGCAGUUAUCUUCCUUGCAUCUGAAGCCCUCCCUCUGAACCUCCAGAGAACACAUCUUAACCAAAUUCUUGGGUCAGUACCUAACGGUUCACUCCUUCCCCUUCUCGUUCUAAUCAGCUCAAGCAAUGGAGAAAGCUUGGACCCUGAUACAAAUCUCGUCUCUGAACUAGGCCUCCAUGAUAUUGACAAAUCAAAGAUAGCAAGCUUCAACAUCGUUUCUAUUGCCAAUAAGUCCCAGAAGGGACAUGAAGUUCGUUUUUUCAGCGACUCACGGCUAAGGGACGGGCUUAAAUGGCUUGCGGGCAAUUCACCUCUGCAACCAAAUCUUCAUCACGUUAAACCGCGGGAACUUGUUCUGACGCAUUUUAGUUUUUCACUGGAGGUUCUUAAGAAGAUGCCAGAUCAUGAAGUUGAUCCUAACAUCUGCAUAUCAGCCUUCAACGACGCAUUGGAAAGAUUAAAAAGAAACAUCACUUCUGCUGCUGAAGCUAAUCCGAUCGGUUGGCCUGGCCCUGAGACAAUGUUGCUCGACGACGGUAAUAGAAAAGAACAUAUAAUGGUGAAGCGGUAUCUACCCAACGUGGACUGGAGCAGUGCUGAGAGCAUCGAACAACUCAACUCCGUGCUCGAGAACUGUAAGCUUCCAUGUUUCGAAGAUGAUUUGACAUGGUUAACACUAGGAUGUGCUUCUGGUGCCGAGAUAGAGGACUAUACGGAACGGCUUGAGGGAUGCUUAGUUGAGUAUUUGACACAGACGAGCAGUCUCAUGGGAGACUCAUUAGCCAGCAAAGAAGCAAGAGUGAUGCUACAAAGAAACACUAGACUCGAACUCCAUAACUCAAGCUACUACCGUAUCAUCCCGAGAUGGAUCGGUGUCUUCCAGAGGAUCAUUAACUGGCGGAUAAUGGGUGUGCUAGAUUCAUCGUCUUCCUCAGCUUACGUACUGAACUCCGAUCUCACCAUGUCAGCUUCUUCAAGCUAUUAUGCUGAUAAGUUCUCGUCUGAAGAUGCAUCAUACCAAUCCUCUCGUCCAAAUCUUCCAUUACUUCACGAAAUGGUCCAAGUCAGUUGCACCCCCUCGAAGUCGUCUCCUCCUCCACGUAAUCACAAAUCCCAGAGAGAUGUACAAGUAGAAUCAGUUCAGAUUGAUGAUAGAGACAUAGAUGAGUCGAUGUUGGAGAAGAGCUGAGAAGCUUCGAGAAGGAUUGAUAUGAUGAUUGCUGAGGGUGAGGAGUUAGCUGAUGAAACAGAGAGCUCAUGGAGGGGGAGUAAAGGAAAAGAAGUGACGGUGAAGGAUAAGGAGAGUUAUAGAUUAAAUGAAUUGUUGGAGAAAUGUAACUUGGUACAGAAUAGCAUAGCCGAGAAGCUCUGCAUUUACUUUUGAACUUUUCUUUAGUUAGCUUUGCUAUAUAUGAUGAAAUAUGUGACAGAGAAAAAGUACAGAAGAAACAAUCAUCAAUGUGAUUAUAUCGUUUCCGUUAAUAAACGGACUAAUAGGCCUAAUGCUCUAUUGGGCCCUCCUU